Molecule: messenger RNA, 330 nt
Organism: Rangifer tarandus platyrhynchus (Svalbard reindeer)
Lineage: Eukaryota; Metazoa; Chordata; Mammalia; Artiodactyla; Cervidae
Source: the annotation of a GenBank genome assembly
AUGGAGACCCAGGCUGCCCACUCCUUCCAAGCCAGCGAUAAGGCGGUUCCCCAAUCCUGUUUCUGGGCCGGUGCGGGCGAGUGGCCCGGCCGGGCAGGGCUCUGCGCGGGGAGGCGCUGCCCCCUGGCGGAGGCUCGGGGAACGGCGGGCCGCGAGGUCGCCCGAGUCCCGUCCCCACCCCGGACCUGGGCCUCCCUCUCCGCCUGGGACGCGGCUCUCCCACCCCGGCGCCAGACCGGCCUCCGCGCCGCUGCCCGGGCUGCCGCCUCCACGGAGCCCUCCCACCAGCGGCCCCCGCUCCCCCUCCAUGAGACUGGCCCCAGAAUAUGA